Messenger RNA from Lottia gigantea (owl limpet), 216 nucleotides. RefSeq lists its product as hypothetical. The record is from RefSeq and is a predicted model, not a curated record. The annotation marks the transcript as partial. Lineage: Eukaryota; Metazoa; Mollusca; Gastropoda; Lottiidae. The transcript has a single exon.
UAUCAUAAUGGGAUGUUACAUGAGGUGGCACAUAUAUAUUCCCGAUAUAUAUUUUAUGACGUCACUAGCGUAAAUACCAUAUUGGUCUUAUUGAAAUUGCUGCAUCAAAUUGUCUUGUUGAAAGAUAAGAUUCAUUCAUAUUACAAUAUAUUAUUCAUGGUAUCUAAAAGAUGUGAUUUGUAUUAUUCCAUAAUAUACUUUAAAGAUACGUUUUAG